AUGUCUGAGGGCAGACUCACGGCACAUGGAUCCUCAAAGGUCUAUGACAUGGAGAAGCUGGCUCGCCAGUUUCGCCUCGCAAGGAAUGGGAAUGCGGUAAUGCUUGUGACCCGCAUCACCGGCCAGGAACCAAUGCACAUCGUUAUCCAAAUGUGUUGCUGGGAGCCGUACCUCGUGUACACCACUGAGACGUGA
This is a messenger RNA of Fulvia fulva, 195 nucleotides long. RefSeq lists its product as uncharacterized. The record is from RefSeq and is a predicted model, not a curated record. Bases 1 to 195 code for a protein of 64 amino acids. The transcript has a single exon. Lineage: Eukaryota; Fungi; Ascomycota; Dothideomycetes; Mycosphaerellales; Mycosphaerellaceae.